UCUGCAGGAUGCUGCUGAGGGACUUUCCAGGAAGAAUUAGCAAGACUUACACUGAGAACUGCUGGCUCUGAUCAGAUCAGUAUUUUCCUUGAUUAUUAUUAUUUUUUUCAUGAAUGGAGAACAUGAGAAUUGUAGCAUAGGGGUGCUUUCUUCCUUUGGGGCAGCUGAAGCUGGAAAUGCUGAAAGCUGGGUGUCUUGCCGGGUUCUUGGAAGUCUGAAAGUGUGUUUGAGAUUCUAGCUGUCUUGCUUUGCUUUGUGUGGAAUACGCUUGAGCUUUUGCUGCAGCGAGGACUACACAAUUAAUGAUGCAGGCUAAAACAGUGAGUCUUCAAAGCUAGCAGUGAUGUAGUGGCUUGCUUGCUUGAGGCAGAAAUGAGUAGGUUUGGAUAGCAGCUCUUCAAAUUAAACUGCUGGAGCAUUGCUACGCUUUCCUGUAUGCUUCAUUUAUUACUGCUUACAAAAUACCAGAUGUCCAUGCAGUUUUAAGCCUCAUGCAUUGAGGAAAAUAAACCACUUGAGAGACAGUCAGCAAAAAUAUCCACUAGUUUUCUCUUUAAAAAAUUGUUUGAAUUGCUUAAUUUCCAUAUAAUUUAUCUACAAGAGCCAAUUUAUGCAAGAGUCUCCAGUUACAGAACUGCCAAGGCUAUGAGAGAACGCAACCAGCAGAGCCUCAGUGGACACGUACUGUAUGUAGGGUUAUUUAGACAUCCAGGAAUGCUGCACAGGGCUAAAUACAGCCGAUUCAGGAAUGAUUCAAUAACAUCACUAGAUGAAGGUACACAAAAUACGUCUUUAAAUAUCAAAGGCUCUUCGUCCUCUUCCCAUUCUUCAACACCUAAUUUACUGACUGAAGAUGUCUCCCUGGGGACACAGGACACCUGCACCACCUUGUGUGCUUUGAUACCUCGAAUGGCUAACAUUAAACUUGCCAACCCAUCCAGUCUGCCAGGGCUGAAAAGCUUCUGUCUGGGAACGAAAGAGGUGCCAAGAAUUAAACUUACGGAGUGCGUUACCAUCCCAAGCAGCCCAACCUCACCUGAAAUCAGCUGCCUCUCUGCGUCUUACCCGCAGCCCGACCCGGACAAGCUGCUCCUCAGCACUAAGGCUGCAGGCAACGGCACCCCGUGGGGCUCAGAGGAGGCUGCUCCUACAGACAGACAGGACAGGAGCCUCAUACAGAGCGCUGAAAAUGUCGUCGAGACAGGCACGACCUACUGCGUGCGGUACAUGGGCUGUAUUGAAGUACUGCAGUCAAUGAGGUCCCUGGACUUCGGCACGCGAACACAAGUCACCAGGGAAGCAAUAAGCCGCCUGUGUGAAGCUGUAUCAGGUACAAAUGGAGCUAUAAAAAAGCGAAAGCCUCCAGUUAAGUUCCUGUCUUCUGUGCUUGGCAAAAGUAACCUUCAGUUUUCUGGCAUGAAUAUAAAGCUGACCAUUUCAACAAGCAGCCUCACUUUGGUGAAUGUUGACACGCAGCAGAUUAUUGCCAAUCAUCACAUGCAGUCCAUCUCAUUUGCUUCUGGAGGUGACCCAGAUACAACAGACUACGUUGCAUAUGUAGCAAAAGAUCCUGUCAAUCAGAGAGCAUGCCACAUACUGGAAUGUCCCAAUGGGAUGGCGCAGGACGUAAUAAAUACCAUAGGGCAAGCUUUCGAGCUGCGGUUCAAACAGUACCUGAAGAAUCCAUCUAGCCUGGUUGCUUCUAACGAAAGUGAGGCAGUGAAUACUGAUGGAUCAUCUGGGAAUUUACAGGAGAGGGAGGAUCAUGAAUAUUACAAUGAAAUUCCAGGGAAAGAGCCUCCCGCUGGUGGAGUAUUGGACAUGCGAGUGAAAGUGCAAACAGACCAAAGGGCUAAUUGUCCUGUACAGUGCAAAAAGCAGUAUUGUUUGACAGGCAGCCCGACAUUCAUCAAUAUAUAUGAAAAUUGCCCAGAAGAAAACAAAACUGUGGGUAAUAGCGGUGAGAGAUCACAGAAGACAAAAAAAGAUACAACGUUGUUGAAGCCUGCCUACAAAGUAGAUCUUUUUGAUGAUCCAUGUUACAUCAACACACAGACCCUGCACUCCACAGUGUGUACAGCCCGCGGUACAGCAACAACACAGACCCAUAGGAGCCCACCGCACCAUGCGAGAUUACCGGAAACUGUUCAGCAGAGUGCUGCAAGCCACACAGCCGGUCUCUGUAUUAUGCCACAGAUAAAACAACAGCUAAAGAAUGAAGAUUGUUACCAUGGCAAAUUAAACAGGAAAGCAGCAGAGAGCCUCCUAGUCAACGAUGGAGAUUUUUUGGUGCGAGAGAGCACAACGUCACCUGGUCAGUAUGUCCUCAGUGGACUUCAGGGAGGGCAGGCAAAGCAUCUCCUGUUGGUGGAUCCUGAGGGCAAGGUGAGAACCAAAGACCAUAUAUUUGAUAGCGUGGGCCAUCUUAUUCAGUAUCACAUGGAAAAUAAUUUGCCAAUCAUCUCUUCUGGAAGUGAAGUGAGCUUGAAACAGCCAGUAAGGAAAGAGAAUAAUAUGGGACACAGGCAUUAUCACAAAUAACGCCCUGGAUCUUACAAAUCCCAAGACAAUUCAUUUCUGAAACUUCAUUGACGAUUAUGAAACUUUAUAUUAUGAAGCAAAUUCAAAAAAAAAUAUAGACUGCACUUUCUGCUGCUGUUCCAGAAGACUUCUUUCUGUGUGUGUAUGUAUGAAUAUAUGUAUAUGUGUACAUCUAUGUAGAUCUAUAGAGAUCAAUAUGCAUAGUUAUAUAGAUAUAUGUAACCUUAAUCAUAACAGAAUAACACCUUCAGAGUGUGAGAUCCAUUUGUGAAAAGGUAUUUUAGACAUGCACAAAUGUCACUUUCAAGGUCCUACUGAAUCAGUAACUAUUUAAAAGCACAAUUAAACCUUUACAUGCAAAAGCUCACUUGAACAAACUGCUGGAACAUUAGUAUGUGCCUUUUAGCAUAGAAUUAUUGGAAAUUAAUAUUAUUUAUACUGAAUUAGUUUUGGAUGGUUAAACAAACAUGUCUAAGGUUUUAACUAUUUGCCAAAACAAAUACAAUUUGAAUAUUACUAAAAUGUCAUCUGCUUUCAAUAGACACUAAUGAUUUCAUUUUGCUUGUAACAGCACUUUACUAGCAAGUAAGAUUUGAAAUUAAUAGCAUUCACAAUACAGAAAGGUUGUCUGAUUUCUUAAUUGUUUUUUUUAAUCACUGACUGCCUACUCAAAGACUUUAGAUUAUGCAACAUUUACAAAGUUGAAAUUAAUAUAUGUAAUAUAAUUUUGGAAUAGAACUUGUAAAGGACAAGCAUGCUAGAUCCUAAUAUUUUUGUCUUGCAUAUGAUUUUAUUAUUAUUACCAAUUAAUACUGGAGACUUCUCUUUCUAAAGGUAGGCUAAAUAUAUUUUCAUUGAUUCUGUAGACCUUUACAAACUAGAGAAGCUGAAUUAAACUAAUGAUACUUUUUGAGAUAAAACUAUUUAAAAGACUGUUUGAACUUUGAAUGUGCCCUUAUUCAGUGUUCUUUCCAACAUGAUAGAUGAUUUUCCCUUUCUUCCUGUAGAGUUCAUCUGUUCCUAAACAUGGAAAAAAGUCUUCUAAAGGAAAUCUGUGAAUUGUUUUGCCACAAUAAAUACUCUAAAUAUGAACAAUCCUGUGUUCAGUGUGAACAGGGGUUUCGCGGGCUUCCUGUUGAAGAAAGAGUGAUUUAAUAAGUAACUGAAGAAAGGGAAGGGGGAUUUGGGGAACAAGACUGGUAGUUCAGGUGAUGGCUUCUUUGAGAAAGUUGUCCCUUAUAAGAUAAGCAAUGCCUCCCGCUACAGUCGGAGGCAUUCUCUCUGAUUCCCAGCCCACCAGGUUAGUUCCAUAAGGCAGACAAUUGGUGUGGCUAGUUCAGCAAUCGCUAGAAAGAAAGCUUUGACUAUAAUGGAGAAAUUCUGUUCUUUUGCCUAAUGCAUUCAGAUUAAAUGGGACAGUAGAGUCAGAGCUCUUUUCCCUGGAAAACAGAGAGAAUCAUAUAAUACAUAAAAUAAUUGAGGACAUAAGCUUUCUUGGAGGGAAAAUCUGAUGUAAAGAGCCACAUUUAGAGCUGACUACAAAGCAUCUUUUUUCUUAUCUUCAGCUAACAGGCACAAAAUAUAUUUCAUUCCUCAGUAAUAGCAUGAUUAAAAUACUCAACUCAAUUACCUAUAUUGAAGCAGUGAGAUGCUUUUAAACAUUAGUAGCUGAUUUCCUUGAUAAUGGUUGGGCAUUGUUGAUAUUAAAAGUCUUCAAAAUAAAGACUUCAAAAUAAAGAUCAAACUUAUUCCUGUUCUAUCAAAUCCAAGGUUCUCAUCUGUGAACAAUUUCUAGCAAGAGUUCAUGCUUAAGUUUUGUGUCACUGCAAGGCUAUUUGGCAAGAAAUUACAAGCGACAUAUCAACUCCCUGCAUGGUAUUCUUUCUACUCCCAGGGCUUACUGAACUUCAUAAAGUGUAACAUCAAGCGUAUUAUACUUUAUUAAGCAAAGAAUGAAGCAAAAAUAGCUACUUUUGUGGCAUUUCAAGGGGAGACAAGACUUGCACAGAGCUGCUUUUUUUCAUUAGCGCUGAAAUGUAAGAGGGGGUCAUAGAAAGCAAACAUGGGGAACUCCAUCUCUAUUUAGUACAAACCAAAACUACUCAGGACAAGAAUAAUAGUGAUUGGAGUUGUGAUAGCCUGAGAUCAAAGUCAUAUGAAUUUGGCAGUCAAGACACUGACUUAGGGACUUCACUUUACCAAUGGGCAAAAAUAUCCAAAGUCUGUGAAUGAUGUUUGGAUCAGAGUAUGACACAUUUUAAGGCUCUCUCUGAAUAUCUCUAACUUAAAAAGAAAGAGAGAAUCUUUGUUUUGUUGCUCAUGCAUCUUUUAUAUGCGUCUGAAGCAAAACUGUGAAGGAAAAGAGGAAGAAAAAUGAGUUAAUUGGAUGCUAGUGCAAUAAACAAGUUAGUAUCUCAAAAUCUUUUGCUGUAGAGAGAGAAAGCAAAGAAUCCUAGUCAUUACAGAUACAAUUCAGACACCACACAUCCAUGCCUUACAGAAAACAGACAUGUUUCCUGGAAUAAAUCACAUCCACUCUUCUGGAGCAGGAACUAGGAACUCAGUUUGUCUUUUCUAACAGACAUGGGCCUUGACUUGAUUAUUAAUGUUGCUUUUAAACUCUGUAGACCAGCCACCUCAGGUAAAGUAUAUUAUCUCCUGUGCAGAAGUCUUAGUACAAGUAACUAUGCUAAAAAAAAAUUGUUGUUGUUAUCUGAACGCUGGAAAGUUUUCCUGAAUAUUGUUCCUGCGAAAGUUAAC
Molecule: messenger RNA, 5301 nt
Organism: Struthio camelus australis
Lineage: Eukaryota; Metazoa; Chordata; Aves; Struthioniformes; Struthionidae
Gene: SHC4
Product: SHC adaptor protein 4
Biological process (GO): intracellular signal transduction; cell surface receptor protein tyrosine kinase signaling pathway
Cellular component (GO): plasma membrane
Molecular function (GO): receptor tyrosine kinase binding
Source: RefSeq, a predicted model, not a curated record